Cornus florida is the source of this 549-nucleotide messenger RNA. Its product is annotated as small polypeptide DEVIL 3-like. The transcript has a single exon. Bases 89 to 235 code for a protein of 48 amino acids. Gene Ontology annotation, biological process: negative regulation of cell population proliferation. The record is from RefSeq and is a predicted model, not a curated record. Lineage: Eukaryota; Viridiplantae; Streptophyta; Magnoliopsida; Cornales; Cornaceae.
CAUUCUCUCUCUCUCUCUCUCACACACACACACACACUCUUUCUCUAGCAAAGAAAAGAGGGUGAUAUAUAUAGAUAGAUAUAUUGAUAUGAUGAAGAUGAUGAGUGAAAGCAUGGAACGCACAAAGAAAAGGUUACCAGCUGGCAAGAGACUAGGGAGGUUUCUGAGGGAGCAGAGAGGAAGACUCUACAUUUUGAGGAGAUGCGUAGUCCUGCUUCUCCGCUCGCAUGACUAAAAUGCAUCCACAUUAUUCAUUGAUCCAUAUAUCUUUCUUACAUUAUUCAUCCUAAAUUAUUAGCAUAGCCAGCUCUCUCUCUCUCUCUCUCUCUCUCUCUCCAAUUGUAAAUGCCAAAGCUAGAGAAGUACGUAUUAGGGAUAUUAAUUUAUUAUAGUGCCCCAUGAGCUUAUUUUGUCAAUGAAAUUGUAUCAACUACAAUUUAUUUUCUGAUAUUCAUUUGUAUAUCAGAAAAGCUAGCAUCUGCAUCACUGUAUUGUUUUUCUCUUACAAAUUAUCUCAUGCAUGUGAUUAAAGAACCAUCUUAUGAGCUA